AUGGCCAGACCUCGCCAACAUCACCCACAUGGCCAGACCACGCCAACAUCACCCACAUGGCCAGACCACGCCAACAUCACCCACAUGGCCAGACCUCGCCAACAUCACCCACAUGGCCAGACCACGCCAACAUCUCCCACAUGGCCAGACCACGCCAACAUCACCCACAUGGCCAGACCACGCCAACAUCUCCCACAUGGCCAGACCUCGCCAACAUCACCCACAUGGCCAGACCACGCCAACAUCACCCACAUGGCCAGACCCCGCCAACAUCACCCACAUGGCCAGACCCCGCCAACAUCACCCACAAGGCCAGACCACGCCAACAUCACCCACAUGGCCAGACCACGCCAACAUCACCCACAUGGCCAGACCACGCCAACAUCACCCACAUGGCCAGACCACGCCAACAUCACCCACAUGGCCAGACCACGCCAACAUCACCCACAUGGCCAGACCACGCCAACAUCACCCACAUGGCCAGACCACGCCAACAUCACCCACAUGGCCAGACCACGCCAACAUCACCCACAUGGCCAGACCACGCCAACAUCUCCCACAUGGCCAGACCUCGCCAACAUCACCCACAUGGCCAGACCACGCCAACAUCACCCACAUGGCCAGACCACGCCAACAUCACCCACAUGGCAUCAAUCACAAACAAAUACAUAA
Procambarus clarkii (red swamp crayfish) is the source of this 672-nucleotide messenger RNA. Lineage: Eukaryota; Metazoa; Arthropoda; Malacostraca; Decapoda; Cambaridae. The record is from RefSeq and is a predicted model, not a curated record.